CGGGAUUAUGAAUGGAUGAUCAGAGAGGAACCGCAGUUGGAGCUGCAGCGGAGGAACGUUCCUUGCAAAGUCCAUAUUUUGACUGUGUGUGUUGUGUUGUGUUCAGAUUGCAGGACACAAGUCAGCCCUUGCGGGUAAACCCUGGAUGCACCUGUAAAUCCCUUACCUUCCUUUUCGCUGAAGUUAAGGGUAAGAUGCAUUGCUCGUUGGCCUGUUGAAGCGAGAGCAACGCCUGGCUUCCUUUACCAUUGCUGAGAAAGCACUGGUUGGGGUUUGGACGGGUUGAAGAUAGAACAUGGCUGGAAGUUUAAGGAAAUAUUACGCAGCCUUUGUGUCCACUUUCACUGCAUUGCUCUGUUUGGCGAUAGCAAAGAUCGAUGAUUUACAUCCAGCAUCCUACCAAACAUCAAAACUGUCUGCCUAUGACAUUACAAUCCCACGACAAUUGAUGGAAAGAGAAAAGCGAGAUGCUGGCCUAUCUCCCUCUGAUCAGGACAGACUGUCAUAUGCCAUUCAGGUGGAAGGUCGUGAACACAUUGUUCAUCUGAAGAGAAACGAAGAUGUUGUUCCAAAGGACUUCCUGAUGUUCACCUACAGUGAUGAUGGGAACUUGAUCUCAACUCGGCCAGAUGUUCAGGACCAUUGCCACUUCCAAGGGUAUGUGGAAGGGAUGAAUAAUUCUAUGGUUGCUCUUAGCACCUGUGAUGGGCUCAGGGGACUACUGGAGAUAGGUGACACUCAUUAUGUAAUUGAACCACUUGAGUCCUCCAGUACCUUCCAACAUAUAGUUUAUCAUAUGGAGGAUCUGCUUGAAGAACCUUUGGUAUGCGGAGUAUCUGAUCUGGCCAGCACCAUGCAGCAGGAUGAUCAGGAGCAUGCAGAACAACAUUCCCAUGAUGGCCACACUAUGAUGGGCUUCCUGCGCAGCAAACGGGCCAUAUUGCCACAGACUCGAUAUGUUGAGCUCUUUUUGGUUGUGGAUAAGGACCUGUAUGAUGUCACCAAGAAUGAAACUGCUGUGAGGGAACAGAUGGUUCAGCUUGCCAAUUACCUUGAUGGAAUGUACAUUUCCAUGAACAUCCGUAUCGUGUUGGUUGGUUUGGAAAUAUGGUCGAAACAGAAUCCAAUCAGCGUUGAAGGAGGAGCAGGAGAAGUGUUGGGGCGUUUUGUACAGUGGAGAGAGAAGUUCUUACUGCCUCGUCGCAGGCAUGACAGUGCACAUUUAAUUCUGAAAAGGGGAUUUGGUGAGACUGCAGGAAUGGCCUUUGUGAGCACCAUCUGUUCAAGGAGCCACAGUGGAGGAAUCAAUGUGUUUUCGCAAAACAUUCCUUAUUUUGCAUCCAUCGUUGCUCAUGAACUGGGCCAUAACUUGGGAAUGAACCAUGAUAAUGACCGGAAAUGCAAUUGUGAAGGAAAGGCGUGCAUAAUGAAUGCUGGAGCCGCAGGUGCCACAUCCUUCAGCAGUUGCAGUGCUGACGACUUUGAAACUAUGAUCUUAAAUAGAGGGGGUUCUUGCCUCUUGAACAUUCCAACACCUGAGGAAGCGUAUAGUCCUCCCUACUGUGGCAACAAGCUGGUGGACACUGGAGAGGAAUGUGACUGUGGAUCACCGAAGGAAUGUCAAAAUGAUCCCUGUUGUGAGGCCUCUACCUGUAAGCUCAAGUAUGGAGCACACUGUGCAUUUGGGGUUUGCUGCAAAAAAUGUAAGUUCCGCCCGGCUGGAACAGUGUGCCGAGCAUCCACAAAUGAUUGUGACCUCCCAGAGUACUGCAAUGGAACAAGUCACAUCUGCCAGGCUGAUGUAUUUGUGCAGGAUGGGCACCCUUGCCAUAACAACAAUUCAUACUGCUACAAUGGAGCAUGCCAGAGUUAUGAUGCCCAGUGCAUAGUUUUAUUUGGACAAAAUGCAAAAGCUGCUCCGCGUACUUGCUUUCAAGAAGUUAAUUCUAAAGGUGACCGUUUUGGAAACUGUGGAUCAAGUGGCGCUGGGUAUAAGAAAUGUGAGAUCAGAAACUCCAUGUGUGGGAAGCUGCAAUGCGAGAAUGUAAACUCUGCGCCACCUGUUUUUGGAAUUGAACCGUCCGUCAUCAAGACGCCGACUGGUGGGACUACAUGUUGGGGGGUUGACUUCCGAUUGGGAUCAGAUGUCCCAGAUCCUGGCAUGGUAAACCCAGGGACCCGAUGUGACACUGGCAAGGUUUGCAUGGAUUUCAAAUGUGUGGAUGCCUCUAUCCUAAAAUACGACUGUGAUGUACAGAUAAAAUGCAAUAGCCGCGGUGUAUGUAACAAUAAUAAAAACUGUCACUGUGACAGAGGGUGGGCACCUCCAGAUUGUGCAAACACUGGCUAUGGAGGAAGCAUUGACAGUGGACCGACCUAUGAUGAUAAAAAUACAACACUUCGGGAUGGUCUGCUGAUAUUCUUCCUCUUGGUGGCACCCCUGCUCCUUGUGGCUGUAUACAUGUUUAUGAAAAGAAAUGAACUAGUUCGAUUCUGUCGGAAGCGAAGUUCACAAUCACAGAAGUCUGAAAACAGAGCUCAACCAGGAAAUGCCUCAAAUAACUCAGCUAAGGAAGGGGUCAACUUACUGCCAAGUCAACAGGUCGUUCAGACAACAAGUACCACAGUGCCAACAUACGUAGUUAGACCACCACAGCGAUCACCAGCAAGGCCACCACCACCUCGUCCAGCACCUUCAAGACCUGUUCCCAGGACCCAAAGGGUAUAGAUUAUAUUACACUUGACAGUGUCUACAGGACUCUGUGCAGACAUUUCAAUAAUGUACGCUCAUUUGCAAUCUUGCCCCCGCUCUGAAUGUCAAUCAACUUUACUGAUUCAUCUACAUUAACGUUAAUACAACACUUCUGCAUUUUAUAUCUGCUUCAUUUUCCUCGAGAAAGCCUUGUCUGCCAUUACCAAUCUUCAAAGGAAAUUGCAACUGAAUACCUCCUAUAUAUUUUUUUUAAAUAAUAAUUGUCUGAAAUGAUUGUAAUGUUUGCUUUAGUUAGAAGAAAUCCUGCUGUUUCAACAUGCUGAAGCUCGCCCAUGGUUACUUGUUCUUGAAUACUUGAUGCAUAAUAGCAUGAAGGGGAAAAAAAUCUAUUACUACUGACAACUAAUUUAUUUUGCUAUUUUGAAGGUUGCAAUAUAUUAUAGUGAGCAGUGUGUUCCAUCUCUCCCACCUUUUCUUGCUCAGUGAAAGAAUCUUCUAUUGAGGUUUUCAAGCGAUGCAAUGGCUUCCAUGUUGUUCUAUUACUUUGGUGAACUAGCAUUUCUCUGCAUUAUACCUGUAACAGAGCAGAAUGAGAUUGAUUUGUCUUUUCAAUCCGUCAAUGAAAUAAUUUAUAAACAUCGGUGUCCAUGCAAUUUCUCAAAUUAUGUGCCUAUUUUAAAUUGAGUUUGAAAUUUAAAAACUUUUAAACCUGUUGCUAUUUAUUUUAUAUUUUGUUUCUACAUCCCCAAUGGAGUUUUUUUUCUUGGUUCCCUUGCUGGCACUUCACAAACCAAGAUGAGAGGCAGGCAACCUCUUGUGCUGCAUUGUGAUGUACAGCAAGAAGGUUGUAAUAGUUGCUCUGAGUUGAUUUUUGACUUGAGUUUUGUUUUUAAAGAAAGCUUUCAUCACUGGGUGCACAUCAUGUAGUGAAUUUUAAGUGUGAAGCUAUAUCUGGCCACCAUGUGGUACAACAUCACCUUGUGUGUUAAGUUAGCUGCUGGAAAUUUACUCCUUGGUACCACUGACAACACGGGAGAAGCUUGUUAUUUUUAUUUGUACUUCAAGAAACUUAGAACACACAUUUUUGCUGUGGUGUUGAAUGGUCAUUUUAAUGUCCUUUUUUUAAAUAAAAUGUUAAUGGAAAUCUCAUACAGUACAGUGCACGUUACUUGCACCUGGUACUGUAAGGCUUUGCUCUAUCUCUUGACGAGCUCCUGUAUAUUGUGCUGUACUCUACUUGAUGUAUGUAGUAGCAGAGUUUAUUCAAACAAGCUACAAUAACAUUUGCAACCAAAUCGUUUUUCUACCCAGCAUGUCUGAUGCAUACAAACUUGGACAAAUGUUGUACAUUUCCUGAAGAGAUAAUCUAUGUACCCUGAACAAAUGGCACAUGAGAUAUAUGAUGGAACUUACUUUUACAAUGUGUUAAAUGAGAUUUGCUCUGAUAUACUGCAUAAUUUUUAAUUGGCACUUCUGAUUCAAGCUAUCUUGAUUUAUAUAUAAUAUAUUCUGUGAAGCAAAUAGCCUUGUAAUCUACUACAAAAGCAGUUUUGUAUAUUACUUGGACUUGGGAUGCUGUUAUAUGUAUGAUUAUUGUUUAAAAUUCCAUAGGAUUGCAUUGUUUUUCAUUAAAAUCUUAUUGGCUGAUGGUCAGUUACAAUCCUGGUCCAUGUAAAAGCCUUUUUCUGCCAUGGUUGAAUGAAAAUCUAAUUGGCCUCCCAAAAUAUUCCUAAAAAUGAAGCAUAACCAACAAUGCUUUUAAAGCUAUGAUUCUGAAAUGAAAGACUUGAUUUUUAACUCUGACUAUGUGGUACAUUUUGCAUGAGUUUUAAUCUUUCCCUUUAAGUUGAUUCAAGAGUCAGGGACAUAAUGGUUGAUGCAGCAACAUUGUCGUUGUGUGGUUUCAAUGUAGUCUGGACAUGAGCAUAUGGUUUUUCAUUAAAUAUCCAAUUGACAGAUGAACAACAUUCAACGACCUUCUCAAACUCGUUACACUGAAGACUAAUUUUAUACAUUUGAACUUGGAGUUUAUUGAAAUAUUCAUUCAAAUUCUGGCUAGAGAAAUGCAUUAUAUGACCUUGGUCUUAGAGUUUAUCUCUUUUGAGUUUCACAUAAAUUGAUCACAUUGAUACACACACUUGCAGUCAAAUAUCUUUUGUUUUUCUGGCAAGGGAAAAAGACUGCACCUUACUGUGAGCCAGGUGACUGUGCCAGUGACCUUUUGUGUAACACAAAAUAAUGCAAGCCAGAUGUUGGUUGGGUAUUCUGACAAGUGGAUUAUCUAUUUAUAGAUUUCAGAUUAAAGCAGUAUAAACGCUGUAUAAUUUAACCAAGAAGUGAGUUGUCACCUAACAUGGGAUUUUAGAGUACCUUAGUGAACCCUACUUUGUUGAUGGGGGUUAUUUAAAUUAGCCAAAACCAUCAAUGGUUUUGAGGUGAGAAUUCACUCCCAAGUAUCCCUCGUUCUAAAUGUAACCAAACUCUCUUUACUUCACUUGAAUAUUUGCACUUGUUUAAAAAUAAGUAGUAUUUUACAUUUUUCAAAACUGAUUUUUCUUAAAAGAUGUAAAGAUAUUAUGCACCUGUGGAUGACAAAGGGCUUUUAUUUAAUCUCUAUAAAGAGCAAUAAUUCAAUAAAAAUUAUUCUUUUUCUAAAA
Carcharodon carcharias (great white shark) is the source of this 5370-nucleotide messenger RNA. Its product is annotated as disintegrin and metalloproteinase domain-containing protein 9-like. Gene Ontology annotation, biological process: proteolysis. The record is from RefSeq and is a predicted model, not a curated record. The coding region runs from base 296 to 2728 and encodes 810 amino acids. NCBI's taxonomy places the organism in Eukaryota, Metazoa, Chordata, Chondrichthyes, Lamniformes, Lamnidae. Gene Ontology annotation, molecular function: metalloendopeptidase activity. The transcript is spliced from 23 exons. Gene Ontology annotation, cellular component: plasma membrane.